This is a messenger RNA of Carassius auratus (goldfish), 5074 nucleotides long. It is a transcript of the gene kcnj3b, whose product is annotated as potassium inwardly rectifying channel subfamily J member 3b. The transcript is spliced from 3 exons. Bases 2272 to 3891 code for a protein of 539 amino acids. Gene Ontology annotation, biological process: regulation of monoatomic ion transmembrane transport; potassium ion import across plasma membrane. Lineage: Eukaryota; Metazoa; Chordata; Actinopteri; Cypriniformes; Cyprinidae. Gene Ontology annotation, molecular function: G-protein activated inward rectifier potassium channel activity. Gene Ontology annotation, cellular component: plasma membrane. The record is from RefSeq and is a predicted model, not a curated record.
UUUUGAAGAUUUGUAGGUUCGGCUCGUGAAUUGGCACCACUAGAUGUAAAAAAGAGCACUGUUUUGUGAUAUGUAAAUUUGACAUUAUUCAAAAGUGCUCCAGCAGCUGUGGUUUAAAAAAAUAAUAAUAAUAAUAAUUUCUCGCACCAAUGCAGAUUGUGUUUGAAAGCACAUAUUUAACUACUAGGCUAAUUCAAAUUCGAAAUGUGUGAUUACUGACAUCUGAAACAUUGAUAUUUAACUUUAUAUUUUGAGUUCCAUUGGGGACAUUAAUUAAUAAGCCUUAUUCAGGGGGGUCACAAACCCCAAACCACCCUCCAGUGGUGGGAAAUAACGAAUUACAACUACUCACGUUACUGUAAUUAAGUUUUUCGGGUACUUGUACUUUUUGAAUAUAUUUUUAGAGCUGUACUUUUACUUGCAAGUACAAAUUAAGCAAAAUAAUCUACUUCGUUACUUUUAAAUUAUAGCUUGUUACUGAGCACGCCCACAAUUAGAAUUAACACUAUUUCAUUAAUAUAACGUAUUUAAGCUAAGUGUAAUUUCUUAAGCAGACUACAGUCCCCAUGCUCACAGUGUUUCAGACACUAAUAUUUUAGCUGAAUCAGUUUGAUGUUUUUUGGGGGGCGUCUGGCAGAGCAUUUGGUCCCAGAAGUGGUGAAGGAUGAUCUCAGAUGUGACAAGCAGAUAUUCUUAAUGGGGUCCUAUUAUGCUUUUGCAUUUUUUGAAUUUUAGUAGGUGUAUAGUAUGUUUGAGCAAAACAAAUCUCAAAGUCCACUCCAAAGGGAGAUAUAAAAAAAAAAAAUGUAAAUCCCUUUUCAAGAACUACAAUAAACAGCUUGUUUGGACUACAGCGUUGUUUUCCAAAACAAUAUCAAUCUGAUCAUUGAUAUGGCAAUAUUGAUGCCAUUCUUAUCAGAGGGAACUUGCUGCUUUGCCAAGGGGCAGGCAGUACUGAAAUACCAUCUGAGCUGUUCACCAAUCACAAACACACUGGGACAGCUAACCAAUAAUAACACAUUUUGUUUUUUGGAAGUUUUUCUUCAUCAAAACCAGAACUAAUUGAGACAUUUAUGCCAAGCAGUGGAGAAAGGUAUUGUAAUAAUGUAAAUUAUGUGUAAAAUAAUGUGUUUUUCGAACUACCAAGCAUGAGAGCAUCUUCUAGUACACCCCCAAAACAAAUUCAAGACAUUGUAAAAGAGCAUAAUAGGACCCCUUUAACCACUCCUAUCCAACCAGAUGUUGAAGUUAGAAAUCCCUGUAUCAUGACCAAUUAACAUACUUUGUCAAUAAGAUAAAAUUGGGUUUUGUUCAAAGUUACUAUUAUCCAUGCACAUAGAUCUUUGAUAUGAAUAUUGUUUGUUAACUAAAUAUCGCCAGCCAAAAAGUAACUAGUAACACUUGUACUAUUAGUAUUUUUUGACAGCAGUACUUUUACUUGUAAUGGAGUAUUUUUUCACCAAUGUCACAGUACUUUGUACUUAAGUACAAAUUUUCAGUACUCUUUCCACCACUGCCCCCCUCUAAUUCGCAUUCUGCAUAUUGCCUAAAAAAAGAUUACGUUACAUGCAGCACUGUUCAGAUAAGCAUAUUACAAGCGCAGCGAAAAAAGAUGUAUCCAACACGUGUUCAUCUCUCCCCCACCUCCCAUCUCCACCACCACCCUCUCGGAGAAGUUUCUCUUAUUUGUCUGGGCUGGAGAUGGAGUUGGAGAGCAGGAGGCGCGCAGUGCGCAGGAACCGAGAACAGUGAGAAGACAAACUGAAUCAGAUAACAAAGCUUGCCAGCUGCGAAGAACAGCAGAGGCGGUGAGUUAAAACUUGGACAGGAUCCGUAGGGCGUCUUCCAACUACCGUCUUAUCAAAUUGGUGCGAUACACCUGGGGAAACAGGAGGAGUUGAUGAAGGUAGAGGAGGAGGAGGGUGCCAACGCACAAGUGCUAGACUGCGCCAAGCCAAUCUGAGAUUACAAAUUACUCGCAUCCAUUUUUCUCCACAUUUUACAUUUUACUGAGUGAGUCUUUUUUUAGAUAUGCGGAUUUGCAGAAUACAAGGAGAUCUGUAUCGCUCCAUCCCAAGAGCAGCGCGCUGCUAUUGACAAACUCCUGCGGUAAGCCCUAAAAAUAACUUUUUUGGAAUCAUCCGCCCAGAAAUGCGGGAGACUGGUCUAUCUGAAGUGUAAAAAAAAAAAAAAAACGAAAGCAGUUCGUCAAGAACAAGCUCUCAAAGCAUUCUCGCACUCUAUCUUCUGGGACAACUUUAACCGUGAAGGAUGUCAGCGUUACGGAAAAAAUUUGGGGAUGAUUAUCAAGUGGUGACCACUUCGUCCAGCGGCGGCGCGUUCAAUCAGGCGGCCCCCGAGAAGAAGAAGAAACGUCAGCGCUUUGUGGACAAGAACGGCCGCUGUAACGUCCAGCACGGGAACCUGGGAGGAGAAACCAGCCGGUACCUGUCGGACCUGUUCACCACGCUCGUGGACCUCAAAUGGCGCUGGAAUCUAUUCAUCUUCAUCCUUACCUACACGGUGGCGUGGCUCUUCAUGGCUUCUAUGUGGUGGGUCAUUGCCUUUAUACGUGGAGACCUGAAUCAGGUCCACGAUGACAAGUACACACCGUGCGUGGCCAACGUCCACAACUUUCCCUCCGCUUUUCUGUUCUUCAUCGAAACCGAAGCCACUAUCGGAUACGGUUACCGCUACAUUACCGACAAGUGUCCAGAAGGUAUCAUUCUCUUCCUCUUCCAGUCUAUCCUAGGCUCUAUAGUGGACGCUUUUUUGAUCGGUUGCAUGUUCAUCAAGAUGUCCCAGCCGAAGAAACGCGCAGAGACGCUGAUGUUCAGCGAGCACGCGGCUAUUUCCAUGCGUGACGGCAAACUGACCCUGAUGUUCCGAGUGGGGAACCUGCGGAACAGCCACAUGGUCUCCGCGCAAAUACGCUGCAAACUACUCAAAUCCCGCCAGACUCCUGAAGGUGAGUUUCUGCCUCUGGAUCAACUGGAGCUGGACGUUGGUUUCAGUACUGGAGCCGACCAGCUUUUCUUAGUGUCCCCUCUGACGAUCUGCCAUGUGAUCGACUCCAAGAGCCCAUUCUAUGACCUCUCGCUCAGGUCCAUGCAAACAGAGCAAUUUGAGAUUGUGGUUAUCUUAGAGGGGAUCGUGGAGACCACCGGUAUGACAUGCCAAGCUCGUACUUCGUACACGGAGGACGAGGUUCUGUGGGGUCACCGGUUCUUCCCGGUAAUUUCCCUGGAGGAGGGUUUCUUCAAAGUCGACUAUUCGCAGUUUCAUGGCACUUUUGAGGUUCCCACACCUCCGCACAGCGUUAAAGAACAAGAGGAGAGUUUGCUCCUGUCAUCACCUCUGACGGCGCCCUCUCUGUGCCACAGCACAGUUGGGGUGACGGAGGGCAGCGGAACUCUUGAAGGUCUGGAACUUCAGAGCGAUGCAGAAACUGGCUCCAUCAAUAUAGCAACCCCCAUGCCAACUACCAAAAUGCCUGCCAAACUUCAGAAGCUUACAGGACGGGAUGCCCCCAUUCGGGACGGAAUGCCCCGCAAGCUUCUGCGCAUGAGUUCAGAGAUCACCUACAACCUGGGUGACCUGCCCUUCAAACUCCAGCGAAUCAGCUCAGCUCCAGGCGUGGCAGAAGAGAGGCUUCAGCCAAUCAGUUCUGUGCUGAGCCCCAAUGAGGACAGACUGGCUACCAAGCUGGGCUUGGUGGGCGGGGCUGAACCCAUCAGCCAAUCGGUGACAGAUCUGCCACCCAAACUGCAAAGGUUGGCAGGAGGGGUCGGGGUGGGUGGAGUCGGAAUCGGAGGACGAAUGGAUGGUCAUCUGCCUCCCAAACUGAGAAAAAUGCAUUCAGAGAGGUUCACAGGCUUGAGUUUAAAAUGAACUGACUUCUAUAUGUAUACAUGUUUUGGCCAUUUACCUCCUCUGAAAUUGAAAUUAAGUAAAAGGGACAAUUUAUAGCAAUUUAUAUAUGGAUAAAAUAUUAGAUUAAUGCUAAUCCUCUGUACAAUCUGGCAUGUUUUACCACAAACAGCAUGAAAAAAAGAAUUCAUUUUCAACAUCUAAAUGCAGAUAAUAUAACAACACUAUUUAAUGACUAUUCAGUAUAUCUCUUUUAUAUUAGCCUAAUAGCCAAACUUGUUUUGAGGGCUUGCCUAUAUUAAAAUUAUAUCUUAAAAUAGAUUAUCAAUCUAAUUAUCAGAAUGCAAUGUCGGUGUUCACUGAUAAUCCAUGGUAACUAAUGUUUCUAAAGGAGCCAGUGGCUAUAACCUGAGUUAGCCAUUUGUUUUUUUUUUUUUUUUAUCAGUGCAUCGGUUAUUGUGGUACACAAUAACACAUUGAGAGAUUAGAUGCUGUGGUCUUUAGACUUCAAGAAAUGGGCGCUGUGCAUUUAUGGUAAUGAAUUAUUUUAUUUUAUUUAUGAACCGACUCAGGUUUUGUUCUUUUUUUGUUUUUUAUCUAUUGCAUGAUCUAUCAUUUCAUAAUCAAGCCGGAUUAUCUCACGUCAAAGAAUAAGCCUUAAAUAUAAGGAGCCAAAUGUAAAAUACCAACCAUCGCAGACAACUAAUCUGGAAAGCUUUUAAAAAUGUUGACACUUUUUAAAGCUUUUAUGAUCCGUUUGUGGUGGAAUGGGUUUCCACCACAGUAUUUCACAUUUGGCUCUUACUUUAUAUAUGAUGUUUUGUCAAUGAUUGUUUCCGGCUGUUCUCCGUUUAAAAGUUUAAACUUAUUUGAAAUGUUCAAAUAUUUUCCUGACCUGAAUGACUUGAGUCUUGCAGUGGGUACAAUGGAUAAAGUGGGGGUAAACCCAUCUAAGACAAUAAAAAAGACAAUGGUUGUGUAUAUCUGUUUUAAUAUUCUUUAUAGAUAAGACCUUGUCAGCAUUGUUAUGGCUUUGUUUAACUCUUGUGUUUGAAAAAACGAAGCAAUAAGAUUAUAAAUUGCAGUGGAACUUUUGACUGGAAAAAUCUUGUACCAUAUGUUAUGUUCGCGUUCAAUGGUUUUCAGUUUUCUAAUUGUGUUUCCCUCAAUACAUUCUAUUCUACUUCUGACGAAUAUUAGAACG